Messenger RNA from Naegleria lovaniensis, 282 nucleotides. RefSeq lists its product as uncharacterized. The coding region runs from base 1 to 282 and encodes 93 amino acids. The record is from RefSeq and is a predicted model, not a curated record. The transcript is spliced from 2 exons. NCBI's taxonomy places the organism in Eukaryota, Heterolobosea, Eutetramitea, Acrasida, Naegleriidae.
AUGUCAGCAACAUCCUCCAUAUUAAAAGCCAUUCUCAAAUACAUUCCGAAACUGGACGGCAAUUGGCAUAUUACCAUUCUUAUACUCAAUAUUAUAUUUCCUGGAAUUGGAACUCUUGUUGCUGCUUGUGUGUCCAAAAAAAAGAAGAAAUACAGUAUCAUAUUUGGGUUGUUGCAAUUCUUCACUUCGUUUUUAUUAGUGGGGUGGAUAUGGAGCGUGGUAUGGGGAAUUUUCAUGUUCAAACGAAAUACAGGAGCUGCUAAAUUGACACCUGACAUUUAA